AUCUGGCACCAUUUCACAUUCAUAAUCUCACAUGAAAAUAAUGGUUGUCAUUUUAUUUAUAAACCACCCUAUAUGUCAUCCGUGGUUGUUGUGUGUGCGCGCAUGAAUAUAAAGUGGAAUACCUUGUGUAGCAUUUCCAACAAACUAGGUUCAAGUACAACACAUGGUGGCGCUCCGAGCUAAGGCUGAGAAACAGACCUGAGGGUGAUUACUGUUCCCGCACUCAUAUACAGAUCUAAGAGAGAGGGUUCUUAACGGAAUUACCUUGCAGCAAGGAUUGACUCCCAGAGCCGACUGACUGCAGACCCAACAGGCACCCAGACCCUAAAGACUUUUGGCGUUGGAGAAAUGGAGGCUGAAGAGCGCUUUCCUACACUAAGGCAAGUCCUGUUUCUGUUUGUUUUGCUGGCUCAGACUUGGGCGGAGCGGGAAGGUUACAGUAUUGCAGAAGAAACAGAAAGUGGUUCUUUUGUGGCGAAUCUAGCAAAGGACAUAGGUUUAGAGGUUAGAGAACUGUCUUGGCGAAAGGCUCGGGUCAUUUUUAACAACAACAAAAAACAUUUUCAGCUGAACCUUCAGAACGGAGAUUUACAAGUAAAUGAGAAACUGGAUCGGGAAGAUCUGUGCGGCCCCACUGAGCCUUGUGUGCUGCAAUUCCAGGUGUUAUUGGAAGACCCUUUGGAGGUAUAUAGGUUUAAGCUUUUGGUCAGUGACAUAAAUGACAAUUCACCUGUGUUCCCAGAAGCAGAAAUGAUUUUGAAAAUUAUGGAAAAUACUCUUCCAGGGACUGUGUUUCCCCUGAAAAAUGCACAAGAUUUGGAUGUAGGCAUCAAUAACAUUCAAAACUACAUCAUCUCCCCAAACUCCCAUUUCCACGUUCUUACCCGAAAUGGCAGUGAAGGCAGAAAAUACCCAGAGCUGGUUCUGGACAAAGCCCUAGACAGAGAAGAGCAGCCCGAGCUCAGGUUAACUCUCAUGGCAGUGGACGGCGGAGCUCCUCCCCGAACUGGCACCGCCCUGGUCCUCAUUGAUGUCUUGGAUAUCAACGACAAUGCCCCUGCGUUUGUGCAGCCGCUCUAUCAUGUGCAAAUGCUGGAAAACAGUCCUCUGGGAUCCCUUGUUGUCACUGUUUCCGCUAGAGAUUUAGACACGGGAAUAAACGGUGAAGUAUUCUACUCUUUUUUUUAUGGUGAUGAGGAGAUUAUUAGGACAUUUGCACUUAAUGAACUCACAGGAGAAAUUAAAAUAAUUAAGAAACUAGAUUUUGAAAAAAUUGUGUCGUAUGAGGUGGAUAUUAAAGCCUCUGAUGGGGCAGGUCUUUCUGGAAAAUGCACUGUCAUAAUACAGGUAGUGGACAUAAACGACAAUGCCCCAGAACUGACGGUUGCUUCACUUAUAAGCUCCAUCCCAGAAAAUUCCCCAGAGACCACGAUAGCUCUUUUCAGUGUUCAAGACCGAGACUCCGGGGAAAAUGGAAGGAUGGUAUGUUCCAUCCAGGAAAAUGUUCCUUUCACGCUGAAACCUUCCGUUGAGAAUUUCUACAAGGUUGUAACAGAAGGACCGUUGGACAGAGAGAGUAGAGCCGAGUAUAACAUCACCAUCACCGUCACCGACUUGGGGACCCCCAGGUUGAAAACCCAGCACAACAUAACCGUGCUGGUCUCCGACGUCAACGACAACGCCCCGGCCUUCACCCAAACCUCCUACACUCUGUUCGUCCGCGAGAACAACAGCCCCGCCCUGCACAUAGGCAGCGUCAGCGCCACAGACAGAGACGCGGGCGCCAACGCCCAGGUCACCUACUCGCUGCUGCCGCCACAGGACCCGCACCUGCCCCUGGCCUCCCUGGUGUCCAUCAACGCCGACAACGGGCAGCUGUUCGCCCUGAGGGCGCUGGAUUACGAGGCCCUGCAGGCCUUGGAGUUCCGCGUGGGCGCCACGGACCGCGGCUCCCCUGCGCUGAGCAGCCAGGCGCUGGUGCGCGUGCUGGUGCUGGACGCCAACGACAACUCGCCCUUCGUGCUGUACCCGCUGCAGAACGGCUCUGCGCCCUGCACCGAGCUGGUGCCCAGGGCGGCCGAGCCGGGCUACCUGGUGAGCAAGGUGGUGGCGGUGGACGGAGACUCGGGCCAGAACGCCUGGCUGUCGUACCAGCUGCUCAAGGCCACGGAGCCCGGGCUGUUCGGCGUGUGGGCGCACAACGGCGAGGUGCGCACGGCGCGGCUGCUGAGCGAGCGCGACGCGGCCAAGCACAGGCUGGUGGUGCUGGUCAAGGACAACGGCGAGCCGCCGCUGUCGGCCAGCGUCACGCUGCACGUGCUGCUGGUGGACGGCUUCUCGCAGCCCUACCUGCCGCUCCCGGAAGCGGCGGCCGACCCGGCCCAGGCCGACCCGCUCACGGUCUACCUGGUCAUCGCGUUGGCGUCGGUGUCGUCGCUCUUCCUGUUCUCGGUGCUGGCGUUCGUCGCGGCGCGGCUGUGCAGGAGGGUCAGGGCCGCCUCGCUGGGUGGCUGCUCGGUGCCCGAGGGCCACUUUCCGGGCCACCUGGUGGAUGUCAGAAGCAGUGGGUCCCUGUCCCAUAGGUACCAGUAUGAGGUGUGUCUGAGCGGAGGGUCAGGGACCACCAGCGAAUUCAAGUUCCUGAAGUCUGUUACCUCUAACCCUCAAGAGUCUGUGAAUAAUGUGGAGGAAAACUCAAACUUUUUAAGUGGUUUUGUAUUCAAUUAAGAAUUUGUUAAUUUUUCAGAUCAUUCAAGAUGAAGGUUAGUUCUACUAAAUA
This is a messenger RNA of Rhinolophus ferrumequinum (greater horseshoe bat), 2779 nucleotides long. Its product is annotated as protocadherin beta-15-like. The coding region runs from base 349 to 2727 and encodes 792 amino acids. Lineage: Eukaryota; Metazoa; Chordata; Mammalia; Chiroptera; Rhinolophidae. Gene Ontology annotation, biological process: homophilic cell-cell adhesion. The transcript has a single exon. The record is from RefSeq and is a predicted model, not a curated record. Gene Ontology annotation, cellular component: plasma membrane. Gene Ontology annotation, molecular function: calcium ion binding.